Molecule: messenger RNA, 3370 nt
Organism: Lethenteron reissneri (Far Eastern brook lamprey)
Lineage: Eukaryota; Metazoa; Chordata; Hyperoartia; Petromyzontiformes; Petromyzontidae
Product: solute carrier family 49 member 4-like
Biological process (GO): transmembrane transport
Cellular component (GO): intracellular membrane-bounded organelle; membrane
Molecular function (GO): transmembrane transporter activity
Source: RefSeq, a predicted model, not a curated record
GGCGUGGCCAGCGGCUGUUAUUGUUGUUGCCGCCACUGUCGGUGAGAACGACUCCGAAAACUCGUGGCCAUUGGCGACUGUUAUCGUCACUGUUAAUGGUCACCGCCGCCGCCGUUUACUAAUCGAGGGUGACUAGGAGCGCGGCGCCAUGAUGUCGCGCUACGAGGAGGAGGAGGAGGCCGACGAGCGUGAGCGGCUCCUAUCCUCGCCGCGUCGCGGCUGGACUCGCACCCUCUGGGCGGACGAGACGGGCCCCGGUGUGGGCGUCUCGCCCGGGCCCCGCGCCCGUUCCCCGUGCCGCUGGCUCGUCCUCGCCACCCUGGCCGCCUUCGCCUUCAUGCAGGGCCUGGCACGGAACGCGUGGCUGCCCGUGCAGGACACGGCCCAAGCCGCGGGGCUGUUCAAUGACACGGACGUGGCGCUGCUCGCCAACUGGGGAGCGCUCGGAUUUUCGGCCUUCCCCUUCCUCGCGGCUCUGCUGGACAAGCGCGGCCUUCGAGUGUCGCUGUUGGCCUCGCUGUUUCUGCUGACGACAGGAUGCGGCCUCCGCUGCAUUCCGACUGACAUGAACGACGUCCGCAGAUGGCUGAUUCACUCGGGACAACUGGUUAUAGGGAUGGCUGGCCCCGUGGCACUGGCUGCUGGCCCAUACCUUUCGACUGCCUGGUUUCCACAGGAUGAGCGCACCACAGGGACGGCAGUGGGGGUACUGACCAGUUACCUGGGGGGUGCCUGUGCCUUCCUCCUGGAGCCCUUGCUUGUCCACAUGGGAUCUGCCCCACACCCCCAUGGCAUCGAUGGCCAAAUGAGGCCUCCCACUCUGGGAACCCCGUCAGAGGCCCUACACAGAAUUCAGCUGUUGCUCUAUGCUGAGCUAGUCGUGGUGAUGGCACUGUUCUUGGUUGUGGUUUUAUACUUCCCUGCUCAUCCACCUGUUCCACCCAGCAUCUCCUCUGCCACCCCUCGGCUGGGCUACUGUGAGGCAAUUUGCCGCCUGCUCACAAGGCCAUGGAGCUGGGUGGCGAUUUUGCUGUACGCUGUGCCCCUGGCAGUCAGCAUAGCCUGGCUGAAGCAACUGAACUACUUCCUUCCCCAUGAUAAGGUCUCAACGACGGAUGCAGGUUGGGCCAGUUUAGCUGCCGUUGUGGCCGGUUGUGCAGGCUCCCUGGUCGUCGCGAGAUUUGCCGAUUACUUCACGGGACAACUCAAGGUCAUUGUGCUGACCCUCCUGGCGGGAGCCAGCAUCGUGUCUGUGUGGUUCACACUCAGCUGCCUCGGCCUCGUCCCCUUUCUCCACUUUUACAAAGGGAACCUGCUGGGCACAUGUGUGCUGUUCGGGGCGUGCCUGGUGAGUGCCGUGCCAUUGCUGCUGGAGCUGGUGGUUGAGGCCACCUUCCCCGUGCCUGAGGGACUCAGCUGUGGCCUUGCCGCCUUCAUCAGCGUCGUGGCGGUCGGUGUCCCGCUCAACGUCCUCAUAUCGCACUUCGCCGAGGUCACGUGGCUGAGUUGGUGCUUGGCGGGAUCGUGCGCGUGCGGCGUGCUGGGGAUUCUGUUGCUGCCCGAAACCUACAACCGUCUCCACCUCGACGUGUUCCUGUCUGUGUGACGUGUCGCACAGACGAUCCUGUCGUGUUGCCUCCACUAACCCUUAAAACCUUAAGGAAGUGGGCACUGCUGGCUAAACUUGCACAGAAAUUGUAGCGUGGAACGAACGGCUUCCCUGACCUUCACUUGCAACAGACAAAGUAAUACACAAGCCUGUACCCCAAAAUCCUGUAGACGUGAGUAUUGUGGUGAUGGUUACAUGGAGCAGGUGCCCGUUUGUUAUUUAGAAGCAGUUGCAUUUAAGAACAAGUGUUACAUGUUUUUACAUAUUUGUAUAUACGAUUAGAUUUUUUAUUGUGAGUUUUCGUUGGUUUGCCUUGACCGUGUUCUCCCCACUUUGGAUGACUAUUCCUUGAAAUUUAUUUGAAAGAAUUCUCACGAAGACUACAUGUUGCUAAAAUAAUUGUUCAAAUCUAAUUUAUUUUGCCUUGUGGAAUGACUUCUUUUCCAGAAGGGAUUGUGCCCGAAAUGUCUCAAACGUUUUUGUAUUGUUAAGUACUGGUGCAAUGAAGUAUUUUUUUUAAAUCCUCAUUUCACAAACUUCAUGUUGGCAUAUUAUCUUUUUUUUAGUCGGGAAGUACAUUAGCUAAUAUGUGGAUUAUGAAUGGCAUGCUUGCGGGUGAGCACCUAUGGACUGGCUUUGAAUGCACUUUACUAUUCUAUUUUUCAGUCCUUUGGAAAGGCUGGAAUAUUUGGUUAUUUAUGUAUAGAUUUUACUCGUGUUAAAUAAAGUCUCGUAUUGGAUGGGCCUCAGUUUGAUGCUGUAAAUGCAAGGAAACUGCUGUGCACAUGGAGCAUGUGGCUGAAUUAUGGACAGGGCAGUUGAUGGGGUAAGCGCUCAUGAUUUAUUGCCAAAAGUUUAUCCAACUCGGCUUGUGUGGCAUUGGCUUUUCAGAUGUGCCAUGAAUGCAAAUAGCAACAAUUGUGAACUCAUUCCUAAUACCCAGCCUAAUGUGUGCCUUGUUUUUCCUUUUCUUACAUUGUCAGUUUGUACAUUAACUUGUUUACUUUAAGGAGAUGACCAGGGUAUUUUGUCUCGUGACUCCAAUUGUUCUAGUUUUUUUCACUCUGGGUGAACAUGUCAAGGUGUUGUGUUUAGAAGGAGUGGUGUUAGUUAAGUAAUGUAGGUGGUUUAAAAUGGUAACUUCUGACCCAUGGCUCUGCAUAAAAGGCAGCAUCUUGAAUGCAUGACUCGCUUCAAUAGAAGCUUCAUUUGAAAUCUCCAGAGGAUGUGCUUGUGGCACCACAGAUAAUACUUGUUCAGUAAAGAAAACUCUUCCAAUGCUAAACGUGACUCACCUGAGGCUUUUAUGAACAUAAAAUGCACGAUCCUAACAUGUUAAUUAUGUACAUCUAUAAGGAUAUCUGUAUAUUUUGGUUCCAAAUGUGGGUGUUGUGCUUUAUGUCGCACAAGCAUUCUGGUGAAUGCAUAAUUGACCAAAUAAAAUUGGUGUCUGAGAGAUGUGUAAACAUCAACUCAGAAACGUGGAUAAAGAUCUGAAUGAUUCCAUCAGGUGAGUGGUCGUCUUUUCCAUAGACAUUGGUGGCCAAUUGACACUAUGACGGACACUUUGCAAUCACUGUAUUUAAUGUACUGUUGGGUAAUCUUGUGUAUUGUACAAAAUUAAAACAUUUACAUUUGUCAUUUUCUUCACUUUCUACAAAGCCAAACAUGGAGGUGCUGUGCAGCAGAUGUUUGUAAAUAACUUUAAUACCCACUAUGUACUGCUUGGUGCACUUGAUGGAAUAAAUUAUCACCUUGUGA